UUUAACUGAGAAUGUUGGCAUAGCAGCUCCACAUCAUUUCCUAUAUGCCUGUUAGCACACAUGUUCUUAUUGAAGCUAGGUAGCCCUGUCUGCAGCUGUGAUUUACACCAAAGGGGAUGCAUGCUGACACCUCUGCAUGGGUUCCUGAUGUGAGUCCUGAUGUGAUGCUGACUUCCUGGUCCUCCCUGGCCAACCUGCUGAAUGAUGAGGAUUAUGAGUAUGAGUACUAUGAUGAAUACACACAGGAGGAGGAGGAACCCUUCCAUCAGAUUAUGAGCGUGGGGGAACCUUGGUUCGAACUACCUCCUAUCUACAGAAGUAUCCAGCAAGAAGAUCUGUGCUCCUCCAACCCCUGCAAGAACAACGGCCAGUGUGAGAUGAGAGGAAACAAUUUCACCUGCCACUGCCCCAUGCCCUAUACCGGGGAUACAUGUGAGAAAGUGGAGGACACGUGUGUGGACAACAACUGUGUCAGAGGAGACUGCCUUGUUACAUUAACCAAACCUUACUAUCGGUGCAGCUGCAGCCAUCCCUACAAGCUACCAGACUGCCAGAAAGCUUCUUUACAAUGCAGGCCAAACCCUUGCAAAAAUGGAGGAACCUGUAUACGGCACAGAAUCAGAUCAAAAUUCACCUGCAAGUGCCCUGAACCUUACAAAGGGAGGUUUUGUGAGAUCGGACCGGAUGAUUGUUAUGAAGAGGACUCCUUUUAUUACAGAGGAAGAGUGAACCAAGCAGAGAAUGGCAGGACUUGCCUGCACUGGAAUUCCCACAUGCUCCUGGACUUCUCUAUUAAUGCAUUUAUGGAGGAUGCUGAGUCUUAUGGCAUUGGGGAACAUAACUUCUGCAGAAAUCCUGAUGAGGAUCAAAAGCCCUGGUGCUUCAUUAGAAAAAAUGGCAAAGUGGAAUGGGACUUCUGUGAUGUUUCACUGUGCUCUGGAACAGGUGGGGAGAGCCAACAGCAAGAAAAUGAAAUGUUCGAAACCUGUGGACAACCAGAAGUUCGAAGUGGACUCAAGAGAAUCUAUGGAGGAACUAAGAGUACAGCUGGCAAGCACCCCUGGAUGGUAUCUCUGCAGAGAAAGUUUUCAAGAAGAGAAAAACACUUCUGUGGUGGAGUGCUAAUUCAAUCAUGCUGGGUUCUUACUGCUGCACACUGUGUUGAACACGAAGCAGAAAAUCUCCAAGUGGCCCUUGGAAAGCAAAACCUCAAGAGGAGAGAACAUCAAGAGCAAAUAUUUGAUGUGGAGAAGGUCAUCAUGCAUCACAGAUACAGAACGAAGGAUAAUGUCCCAUACAAUGAUAUUGCAUUACUUAAGUUGAAGCCAAUUGAUGGCCAAUGUGCCACGGAAACAAAGUAUGUGAAAACAGCGUGUCUGCCAGACUUUGAAUUUCCUGUUGGGACUAACUGCUUCAUUUCAGGAUGGGGCGCGACAGAGACAGAUGACCUGUCCCAUCAGCUGUUAGAUGCCCGUGUCAGGCUGAUUUCGCAUAAGCAAUGCAAUGCACCCAGAGCAUAUGAUCAGAGACUGGAUGAAAGCAUGUUUUGUGCAGGAAAUCUUCGGAGACCUGGAACUGAUUCUUGUCAGGGAGAUUCUGGAGGUCCUCUAAUUUGUGUAGAAAGUGGUUCCUAUUAUGUAUAUGGCAUUGUGAGCUGGGGUGAUCAGUGUGGUUUGAAAAACAAGCCAGGAGUUUAUACCCAGGUGACAACAUUUCUGCGUUGGAUUAAAUACAAAAUUCAAUCUGAGUCAUUAUCAGAUCAAUAGGAGACAUUGUUUUCGAAUGGCAAAUGAAUUUCCAAAGCAUCAGGAUUGACUGUGACCUGCUGAGAUCCUUCCGCCCCAACUUGGUCCUGUAAAAUCAAACACAACUACAGCAUGAGGACAGGUGAAAGCAGAAAGCUUAACUCUUAUUCUAUAAAUAUAUUUACUAAUUAAAAAAUUACCUCAACUGGAAACAACGGGACCAAGUCUGAAUUACUGCUCUGUACUGAGAAAAUCUCUGCCAUGGAAUAGUGUGGAUAGCUGACCCAUUCAUGUAAGUUAGAUGAUACACAUAUCCAAGGACAGAAUGUGCUCAGUGUCUAAUUUCUAAUUUGAGUUCUAAAUAAUGAACAAAUUAGCAAACACCUGAGUUGCUGGUGUAUUGUACACCUGUGGAUUUCUCUGGGACCAUCAAGAUCAUCAUCGCAUGAAAGACUUAAGAGUAUACUGCCUCCAGUCCCCACAGCCUGCAUUGCUCAUCCAUAAAGUUUAUUUCCUCAGUAGCUUUACAGAUGGGAAUGUAAAUCAUGGAUAUAUCCUGUUUCUCUUGCAGUGGCUUAUUGUUUGACUUUUUUGCCAAAGUUAAAACUUAAACAAAACAAGUAUUUAAAACACAAAGCUUGUCUUUUACUGUAAUUUAACGUUCCUUAUCUGUAGAGGCUACAAGAUGCCUGUAUGGACUUUCACUCUCUUAUGCAAGGACACUGCAGACUGAGAGCCACCUUGUGGGGGUGAAGGACAAGGAAAACCUUGUAUUUCUUGUAUUUCUUGUAUUUGGGUAUGAACUGGAGUGGAGAAGGCUGGAUCAUUCCCCCUUGCAAAAAGCAUCCCACAGUACACGUUAUGGUGUCAAGAGUCUACAAUGAGACUGUCAAUACAGCUGUCAGUGGAGAUUACAGAGUAACGAAAGGUGUCUUGCUGAAAUUAGGAAAAGAGAGGGGGAGCUGUGCAGAGAGUCCCUUCCACCUGUACUUUUUCUCUCUGUGGGUAUACCAGGACACUUAGAGAUCUGACAAUAUCCAAAGUUAAGGGAAACACAUCCUGUAGUUUAAGUAAAUCCUAUCCUGUGGCACUUCUAGUCCCUACAGGAAUUACUCAGCUAUGACAUAGCUGAAUUCCCUUGUGGGGUUCCUUCAAACUGAAGUCUACAAAGCUUGGGAGGGAAUCGUAUAUAUUCUGUUUAAAAUAAUGGGGAGAACUGUAAUCUC
Numida meleagris (helmeted guineafowl) is the source of this 2971-nucleotide messenger RNA. RefSeq names its product hyaluronan binding protein 2 (gene HABP2). Lineage: Eukaryota; Metazoa; Chordata; Aves; Galliformes; Numididae. Gene Ontology annotation, molecular function: serine-type endopeptidase activity; calcium ion binding. Gene Ontology annotation, biological process: proteolysis; blood coagulation. The transcript is spliced from 14 exons. The record is from RefSeq and is a predicted model, not a curated record. The coding region runs from base 117 to 1766 and encodes 549 amino acids.